Messenger RNA from Dictyostelium discoideum AX4, 3672 nucleotides. Its product is annotated as myb domain-containing protein. The transcript is spliced from 3 exons. The record is from RefSeq and is a predicted model, not a curated record. NCBI's taxonomy places the organism in Eukaryota, Evosea, Eumycetozoa, Dictyosteliales, Dictyosteliaceae. Bases 1 to 3672 code for a protein of 1223 amino acids. Gene Ontology annotation, cellular component: chromosome; nucleus.
AUGACAUCAAAUGGAACAAUUUCAUCACCAAAUAGUGAAGAGACAACCACACCAACAACAACAACAACAACAAUAGUAAAGAAUAGAGAAUUUAAUAUCAAUGCCAAAGAUUUUGAAGAUUCAGCUUUUUUAAAGAAAUUAGAACCAGUUAGACAAGCAUUAGUUGAAAAAUAUAAUGGUGCCGACGACCAAUCAUUAACAACCAAAAGUUUAGGUCAAUUAAUAUUUAGUUUAAUUCAAUUUUAUGAAGAUGCUUUCGGUAAAAAUGCAACUGAUAAACCAUCAAAUAAAACCAAAUUACCAAUGAAAUUAUUAAAAGAUUAUUCAACAAAUGGAUCAUUAUUUCAUGUUUUAGAUACAAUUCAAUCAUUUAAAACUUCACAAGAUUGGAAAAAAUCAGAUUUUAAAGUUGCUUCGAAAAAAGAGAAGAAUAUAGAAUUAUUAGAUUUAAUUGAAUCAAAUUUAAUUAAAUUAGAAUUAUUAAAAUUUCCAAUUGUUUUUUUAAAUUCAGAUGUAAAGAGUGAUAAAGAUUUAGCAAAGAUAGUUGAAAAUCAUGGUGGUAAGAUUGUAACAGAUUCCAAAUUGGCAACACAUAUUAUUAAAGUUGAUAACAAUAGUAAUAGUAAUGAUCAAGCAGACUUGGAAUAUAUUAGAACUAUUGAAAAUAAGAGUAAAAUGAGUUUAGUACAUUGGUGGUAUUAUCCAGAUUCAUAUGAUACUUGGCUUCCAUCUACAGAGGUAGAAGGUGAUGAUCCUGAUCUCGAUCAAUCUCAUGUUGGUCAAUGGUUCCUAAAUCCAAGAUGGAUCACUGAUACUGAGAUUUUCAAUGAAUGGAUGAAUGAAAUCGAUUAUGAAUUGGAUGAAAGUAAUAAUAAUAACAAUAGUAAUAGUAAUAGUAAUAAUACUAAUAAUAACAGUUCAACUACUAAUACCAACAACAACAACAACAACAAUGUAAAUAAAGAUGGUCCAAAAUCACCAUCAUCUCAAAUUAAAUUAACUGCAGCUGGUACUAUACCUAAAAAGAGAGGUAGAAAAGCAAAGAGAAAGACAUUAAAUAGUAAUAAUAGCAAUAGCAAUAGCAAUAGUGAAAAUACUACAGCACAAGAUUCAAAUGGUGGUACAGAACAAUCAAAUGGUGGUGACCAAAUGAAUGUUGAUUCAGGUAGUGAAGUUAAUGAUUCUAAUAAAAGACCAUUAGCUGAUCCAACUUCAACCCCAAGUAAAAAACAAAAACAUGACGAUACUGAUCAACAACAAUUACCACCACAACCAAUGCAACCAUUACAAGAAGCCACCACAACUACCAUUCCAACAGAUGCAGAGAAUCAACAACAAAUAAUACAACAAAUAUCACAACAACAGCAAUUAUUACAAAAUCAAUUAAAUCAACAACCAAGUAUACAACAACUUCCUCCACCAUUUGCCAAACCAGUACCAAAUAUUGCACCACCACAAACAACUACAACUACCACUUCUACCACUACUACCACUAAUCCAACAUCACCAACCAAACAAACAAGUCCAACAGGAGCAGCACCAAUAACAACCAAUAGACCAAGAUCAUCAUCAAAAUCAUCAAAUCCAACAACACCAACAACUAUCAAUACAGCUGGUGGUAUUACAAAUCCAUUUGCAUCACAACCAAUCUCUUCUGCUCCAUCAUCAACUGAUUCAAAUAAUUUAGGUGCUAUUAAUCCAACUACUUUAAUACCAGUUAAUUCAAAUGGUACUCCAUUAUCACCAAGAUCUCAAAUUACUCAGCAAUCACAACAACAAUUACUUCCACAACAACAAGUAUUACCACAACAACAACAACAACAGCAACAAUCAUUACCACAACAACCAACAACAACUACUACAACAUCAGUACAACCACAACCACAACCACCAAAAAAUGUUACACUUCAAUCAUCAUUUACAAUUCCACCAUCACAAUGUACUUGGUUCAAGAUGGAAAGAAUACAUGAAGUUGAAAAGAAUCAAUUACCAGAAUUUUUUACUGGUAAAUCACCAUCAAAAACACCUGAAGUUUAUAAAGAAUAUCGUGAUUUUAUGAUCAACACUUAUCUUCAAAAUCCAUAUCAAUAUUUAACACUUACUGCAAUUAGAAGAAAUUUAGUUGGUGAUGUUUGUUCAAUACUUCGUGUUCAUAGUUUCCUUGAACAUUGGGGUUUGAUUAAUUAUUUUGUAAAUCCAGAUGGUGGUGCUUAUAUACCAUUAUUAUCUUCUAAUAAUAAUAAUAAUAAUAAUAAUAAUAAUAAUAAUAAUAAUAAUAAUAAUAAUAAUAAUAAUAAUAGUAAUAAUAGUAAUAAUAAUACAAUUGAAAGAGAAACAACAACAACAUCAACUACAACCACAACCACAACAACUACAAAAGAAAAGAUAACAUCACCAAAACAAUCGACUUCCUCAUCCUCUUCAUCAUCAUCUUCAUCAUCAUCAACAAAUAAUAUAUCGAAACCAUUUUCAACAUCAUUAGACCUUAGACAAAAUUUAUUCUCACAACCAUUUAGACAUAUUUGUUCUAAAUGUUCACAAGAUUGUACAUUCCUUAGAUAUAGUUUUACACCAGCACCACCACCACAAGAUCAAGCGGUAUCAGGUGAACAAGUGAUUCAACCACAACCACCACAAACCAUACUUUUAUGUAAUAAUUGUUUCACCAAUGACCAAACAUUUAUUGAUCAUUCACAUUUGAUAAAGGAUCAAUUCAAAAAGAUUGAAUUACCUGAACCAAGUCCAUUGGAAGAUCAAUGGACUGAUCAAGAGACUUUAUUACUUUUGGAAGCAUUGGAUAUCUAUAGUGACUCUUGGAAUGAUGUUGCUGAUCAUGUUAAAACUAAAUCAAAGGAACAAUGUUUAUUACAAUUCUUAAAGCUACCAAUUGAAGAACCUUACUUGGAAGAUAAUAUCACAAAAUCAAUUUCACUUCAACCACCAUCUUCAAAUUCAAUUUUAAAUGGUAGUUCUUCAAAUAACAACAACAACAACAAUAACAAUCAACAAUUAUUAAAUAAUCCAAUAGUUUCAAUGAUUUCUUUCUUAUCAACAAGUGUAUCUUCUGAAGUCGCUUCUGCUGCUGCAAAAGCUGCAACUGAUGUAUUAAAUAAAGAAAAUGGUGACUCUAUGAUAACUGAUAAUGACAACGACGACAAUGAUCAUCUCUCAAAAGUAAAUAUUCAAGCUGCUGCCUCUGCUACUUUAGCUGCAACAAGUAUUAAAGCAAAAGCAUUAAGUAAAUCUGAAGAGAGAGAAAUUCAAUCACUCAUAUUAAAGAUUAUUAAUGUUCAAACAAAGAAAUUGGAAUUAAAAUUAAAAUGUUAUUCUGAAAUGGAAAAUGCUUUAGAAAAGGAAAAGAAUCAAUUAGAAAAAGAAAGACAAGCUUUAUUCUCUGAAAGAUUUAGUUUAUUAAAAGCUUCUCAAAAUAAUCAAUUACAACAACAAAUUCCAUCUUAUUUAGUUAAUCAAAAUAAAAAAGAUCAUCAACAACAACAAUCACAAUUACAAUCACAACUACAACAACAACCACAACAACAACAACAACAAAACUAUAACGAUCAACCUUCAGCAACAACAACAACAACAACCACAACAACUAUCAAUGCCAAUACUAUCACUACAACUACAAAUGAAUCAACACAAACAGAAGAAGCAAUGAAAGAAAAUUAA